This is a messenger RNA of Pelobates cultripes (western spadefoot toad), 19233 nucleotides long. NCBI's taxonomy places the organism in Eukaryota, Metazoa, Chordata, Amphibia, Anura, Pelobatidae. The record is from the annotation of a GenBank genome assembly.
CGGAAGUAUGUUGCCGAUCGGCUCGGACACUCUGCGCACCAAGAUCAGAUAAGUAUAAAAGAAGCAUGUCCCUGAGGAAGUUCAAAUGAUUGAACGAAACGCUUAGGGCCAUUUUGAUAAGUGCAGAGUUUUAUCUGUUUUUUAUUUGUUUCUUUAUUUUGGAUGCUGUUUUUUCCGGUGUUCCUUUUUUCUGGGAUCCUGUGAUUGAACCAUUUUAUAUGAUGUGCCUGUUUUUCACUUAAGUGUCUAUUUUGACAGAGAUACUCUGCACUAUUAUUUUGUAUCUUUUUUCCUCUAUAUUUGCCAUGAUGCUCCACAAGUCCUGAGGUUUCUACUAUCUUUAUGAUAUGCCUACAAUCAAUUUUGGUUUGUGAGUGUGAUUAUUGCAUUUACUUUCCACCCUUAAUUGUUGCAACACUAUUGCACUAUCUUUUUCUCUGUUAUUAUUGUUUUGUGGAUCCGAUGAUGCAUAGUUGGAUGCCUGAUAAAAAUGUCAAUUCAAAUUGUCACGAUGAAUGUGAAAGGUCUAAACAUCCCUCAAAAAAGAGGCUGUCUCUAUAAACUUUUAACAGAGCAUAAAAUUGAUGUUGCCAUGAUACAGGAAGCCCACUGGGUUCUUGAGGGGAAAAAAUCUGGAAGUUAAAUAAAUACCCUAAUAUUUAUUCAGCCAGUUUAGUUGGACAAAAAAAAAAAAAGAGAGGGGUGGCCAUUGUGGUUUCAGAUAAAGUUAAAGUGGAGGUGGUCCAUCAAGUCCUAGACAACAGUGUUUUUUUUUCAGAUUUUAAGUGUUAAAGGACCACUACAUGGACCCAGACCACUUCAGCUUAUUGAAGUGUUCUGAGUGCCAGGUCCAGCUAGGUUUAACCCUUUUUUCUAUGUUUACAUAUGGGCUAAUCCAGCGUCUAGUGUCUGAGUGCCAGGUCCAGCUAGGUUUAACCCUUUUUUCUAUGUUUACAUAUGGGCUAAUCCAGCGUCUAGUGUCUGAGUGCCAGGUCCAGCUAGGUUUAACCCUUUUUUCUAUGUUUACAUAUGGGCUAAUCCAGCGUCUAGUGUCUGAGUGCCAGGUCCAGCUAGGUUUAACCCUUUUUUCUAUGUUUACAUAUGGGCUAAUCCAGCGUCUAGUGUCUGAGUGCCAGGUCCAGCUAGGUUUAACCCUUUUUUCUAUGUUUACAUAUGGGCUAAUCCAGCGUCUAGUGUCUGAGUGCCAGGUCCAGCUAGGUUUAACCCUUUUUUCUAUGUUUACAUAUGGGUUAAUCCAGCGUCUAGUGGCUGUCUCAUUGACAGCCGCUAGAGGCGCUUCUGUGCUUCUCACUGUGUCCAUAGGAAAGCAUUGAUAUGGACUGGCUGAAUGCGCGCUCCGCUCCUGCCACGCAUGCGCAUUAAGCCAAGGAGACGGAGAGGAGGAGGAGAGUCCCCCGCCCGGCGCUGGAAAAAGAGGUAAGUUUAACCCCUUCCGCCCCCUAGAGCUCGGCGGGAAGGGGACCCGAGGGGACGAGUAUGUUUUCCUGGCACUAUAGUGGUCCUUUAAAUUAAAUGCUAUCUUAUAGACAUUAGUGAAUAUUUAUGCCCCAAAUAAAUCACUGCUGAAAUUUCUGAAAAAAUUACAAGAUAAAGUGGAAUCUAUACAAUGUGGUAGAUUGAUUAUUGGCAGCGAUUUUAACUGCGUAGUCCAUACUAAACUAGAUAGAAAUAGCAACCAAAAACCACUCAAUAAGGCUAAAACCAGCUAUUCAGAGGUGGAGAUCCGUGAGUUUUUAAGUGUUUUAAGUGUUCUUUUUGAGUAUUGGCGAGUUUUUCAUCCUAAUAAUCAGGAAUACACUUUCUUUUCUCCUGUACAUGAGUCUUACUUGCAUAUAGAUCUUUUUCUCACUACUUGAAAUGGUUUGGAAUUUUCUCAAAAGGUAGGUAGGUAUCUGUAGUAUUACUUGGUCUGACCAUGCCCCAGUCUUUUUGGAAGUAUCAAAUAAUGUGAAUUAUAAGAGUAGAACAAGAUGGCAUCUCAAUGAAAGCUUGUUGGCUUCUAAUCUCGAUUUGGACCACCUACAAAGAGAAACUGAGAGAUUUAUUGAUAUUAAUGAUAAUAGGUUUGUCUCAUUCCCUAUCCUAUGGUGUACCUUCAAGUGUUUUGUCCGUGGGUUAUUAAUUAAACUAUCCAAAAAAAGGAUAAGAAGGAAAGUACACUCUCUGACUUAAACAUCAAACUCUCUAAAUUAGAGGGAUUGAAUAUGUCUAGGAUUUGUUCUAUAAGAAUUAGUGAGAUUGAUAGAAUUAAAAAAGAUAUAACGGAAAAAAUCCUUACUUCAGUCAAUAAAGCUAUCCUAUAUUUAAAACAAAGGUGGUAUCACAACAACAAAAAAGUUGGAAAAUUACUAUCAAAUAAACUGAAAAAUUCAAAGAAACAAAAAGUUAUUAACAAACUUACAGUAAAUAAUAAAUAAUUUUAUGCCCCUACGGAAAUUACUGAAAUCUUUUCUAACUGUUAUAAGAAACGUUAUAAUCUUAAAAUAAUGAGUCUCCCAAAGAUAACAUUAGAAACUAUUUGAACAAUCUAGAAAUUCCUAAAGUUAAUAAUGAAGAUCUUCAGAGAUUGAAUGAGCCUUUUUUUCCGAAUGUGAAAUUAAAAACUUCAUUUCAAACCUGAAACCAUCUAAAGCACCAGGUUCUGUUACUCUGCUUUAUUCUAUAAAACAUUUCAGGACAUUAUAACCCCUUUCUUAUUAAAGACAUUUAAAAAUUUUACCACUAAAGGCAUUCCAGAUGAGAUGUUACAAGCCACUAUUUCCCCAAACUUAAAAACAGGGAAAGAUCCUUCCCUACCCUAAAAAUUAUAGACCUAUUAAUCUCGAUGUAAAGAUUUUCUCUAAAAUUAUAGCCAACAGAUUAAAAUUAAUAAUCCACAAAAUUAUUCAUUCGUCAUGGACAGAAAUCCAAUAGACAACACCCGUAAGAUUAUAAAUAUACUCCACAGAUCUGGUCAACUUAAAGUUGGAGUUGCCUUAUUAGCCUUAGAUGCCGAAAAGGUAUUUGACAGAGUCAUCUGGAACUUCUUAUAUUUGGUCCUAGAUAGCUUUGGUCUGACUGGCUCUGUCAAACACAAUAUAAUGUCUUUAUACACUAAUCCCACUGCCAAGGUGGUCAGACCCCUUUUUGAAUCAAAUUGGUUUACAAUCUUUAAUGGGAUUCGCCAGGGUUGCCCCUUGGCACCCCUGCUCUACAUACUUUCCAUUGAACCCUUGGCAAUUUCAAUUAGCCAAAUAAUGAGAUACAGGAUAUUCAAUUUGGGAACUUAAAUAGUGAAUUAUCUUUAUUAUUAUAAUUGCCAUUUAUAUAGCGCCAACAGAUUCAUCUUCUGUGUGUGUUCAAUCUUAUAAGAUGUAAUUUCCUGAGCUAUUAAUGCGAUUUCUUUCCAGAGAGUAUUUACCUUCUCACAUGACCACCACAUGUGCAGCAUGGUACCCAGGGGCGUAUUAGCCGCGAGGCAAACAAGGCAUUUGCCUUGGGCGGCAUUUUUCAGGGGGCGGCAAAAAAGCCGCCCCCAUAUGCCCAGGGCAAAUGCCUAGUUAGCCUCGCAGCUAACAGACAUGCCGAGCGGGCAGCGCUGGGCGGGCGGCCGGCGAGGGAGCUCUUCCCCUGAGCGCUCUGCUAAGCUCCCUUGCGCGGCGCCAGCAGAGUGAGGCCUGGAGCCGGAAUGUGACGUCAUAUUCCGGCUCCCGGCCUCACUCUGCUGGCGGCACGCGAGGGAGCUGAGCAGAGCGCUCAGGGGAAGAGCUCCCUCGCCGGCCGCCCGCCCGCCCUGCAGCCACUGGACCCCAGGGAGAGGAAGAACCCCCCCAGCAUUCCCAAAGGUAAGGAGGCUGGGGGGGUUAAAUAAAAAAUAAAAAAAACACAAGUGAGUGUGUUAGUGUGUGUGUGUGUGUCUGUUAGUGUGUGUGUAUGUUAGUGUGUGUGAGUCUGUUAGUGUGUGUCUGUCUGUUAGUGUGUGUCUGUUAGUGUGUGUGUGAGUCUGUUAGUGUGUGUGUGUGUCUGUUAGUGUGUGUGUCUGUUAGUGUGUGUGUUUGCCUGUUAGUGUGUGUGUGUUUGCCUGUUGGUGUGUGUGUGCGUGUGUCUGUUAGUGAGUGUGUGUUUGCCUGUUAGUGUGUGUGUGUUUGUCUGUGAGUGUGUGUCUGUUAGUGUGUGUUUCUGUUAGCUAGUGAAUGCGUAUCUGUCAGUGAAUGUGUGUGUGUGUAUUUAGAAGGCGGAGCAGGGGGGAAGGGUUGGGUGGCGGUUGAGCGGGUGGGGGUAGCGCAGGGGGGGUGCCUGAGUUUUAUCCUGCCUAGGGCAGCACAAAACCAGGAUACACCACUGAUGGUACCUUUAUGUAAAUGGCACCUCCAGCAUAUGUCUUCUCUUUCCGGGUUGAUUGAUCUAAGACAGGUUGGUACCAUAUACCAUCUGUAUAAUAUCUUUCGGGAUGUUUCAAAAUGUGCAGCGCAUGAAGAGAGUCCUUCAUGUGCUAUAAAGAUUUCUCCAUUCUUCUUGCGAUAUCGUUUCUUGAAUAUCCGUUUGCCAGUCUGUCAUAAAUUUCCAUGUAGUUAUUUCUUGUAAAUUAUUAAGGUUAUCAUAACAAGUCGAUAAUGUUUUCUUUGGUGGGGAUAUUGCUGCACACAUUUGUUAAAAUUUUGUAUUAGAGGAGCAUAAAGUUUGUUGGAUUGUACUUGUCUUAUUGUUGGUCAUAAGUGCUUUUAUUUGAAGGUAUGAAAAGAUAAACUGUGAAGGAAGUUUGAAUUCCACCUGAAGAUCAGGGAAAAGCUUUAAGGCUUCUGUUUUGUAUAGGCAGAAGAUAUGUGUAAUUCCUCUGCGUAAGGAAAUGUGUUGUUGCAAUCAUAUAAAAUUUUGAUAGGAGUCGCCAGUGACCAUGGGUGUGCCGAGCAUAAUUUUCCUCUAUUUGUAUCCCAGAUACUAAGUAGAAGCCUGGUAGUGGGUAAGGUAUCCGGGGAUAUUUUUCAUCUUUGCUGAGGCAUCCAUAUUAAAGAAGGUAAAUCAAAGGUUCCACUGUCUUAUAGUAAACAUUCCAAUUAUAGAAUUAAUAUCAAUAAAUCUCAAAUUACUAACAAAGCCUUGGCUGAUAUAAAAACACACUUCCAAUGUGAUUGGAAUAAGCUCUUUAUUGACUAUCUUGGCUUUAAAAUUACUCCACAAUUAUAUGACAUGGUUGACAUUAAUUAUUUAAAUGUAUAUAGAAUAUAGAAUGCACACUAUAACAAUCUCAAAAAAAACUUUGCUUUAUUAUGUACAAAAAAGUACCAGAGUGAAAACAUAUAAGAAAAGAUAAACAAAGUGACAGAAGCAAGGGCAAACACAAUAAAACAAUAGUAAAUUACCACAAAAAUUCUUACAAGCCUCAAGACAGAAACACGAGUCACCAAACCCCCCAACGUUUCGGCACCAACUGGCUGCCUUUAUCAAGGGUACCCAUAAGUACUUUUAUUUGAAGGGUACCCUUGAUAAAGGCAGCCAGUUGGUGCCGAAACGUUGGGGGGUUUGGUGACUCGUGUUUCUGUCUUGAGGCUUGUAAGAAUUUUUGUGGUAAUUUACUAUUGUUUUAUUGCGUUUGCCCUUGCUUCUGUCACUUUGUUUAUCUUUUCUUAUAUGUUUUCACUCUGGUACUUUUUUGUACAUAAUAAAGCAAAGUUUUUUGUUUUUUUUUAGAUUGUUAUAGUGUGCAUUCUAUAUUCUAUAUACAUUUGAAUAUUUAAAGCACUUGAGGGAGUGUUUAUAUGGUUUGCACCUGGCUGUUCUUAUACUAUUUUGUCUCUCCAUGUGCUGUUGUUUUGACAUUAAUUACUUAAAACAGUCUCAAAUUAUCUUACCUCUCGUAAAGGAUUAUAAAUGUCAUGGCUAGGCCGUAUCAGUGUUUUAAAUGCCUUUGUACUCCCUGGAAUAUUAAAUCUAUUUAGAACUAUUCCUUUCAGGAUGGAUUAUAAAAUAUUGGCCAAAGAUGUUUGGGGAAUAUGUUAGGAUGGAUAAAAAACCCAGAAUAGCAUUUAAUAUUCUUACCAAAAAUUAAAAAGAAGGAGGGUGUGAAGAAAUCCCCCUUUUAUUACACUAUUUUCUGCCUAUUGCAUUCGGUAGAUGUAACUACCGAACAAAGACCACCCCCCUGGCUCGUUAAACAUCAAAGACUGUUUCAAUUGAUGCCUCUGUCUGUGCGGCCAGCGUUCGUACUGACGAACGCCACGUGGCAGAGAAAACCGUGGCCAUCUUUGUUCAUGCGAACAAAGGCAGCGGGACUUGGUCGUCGAGUGUAUGGAACUGAAAUCGGACACUCGACUUCCCGAACACCGGUCUCAAACAGACGAACGCUGGAACUCUACUUACCGAAUACCUAGAAGAGCGCUAUUCGGUACUUUGGUGCAUUCAACGGAGGGGAACGAUCGCUGCUAAGAGCCAGGGGGAUCCAUUCGGUACUUUGUUUGCUUUUCUCCUUUUUCUAAAGUGACCGGCAAAACCCACCAAACUCAUGGAACUGUUUUGGGCAUACAGCCCAGGGUGAGCCGGUCACAGAAGACCUCCAUAGUUUUUGAGAACCCCUGAACCGAUCUGGGUGAAAUUCGGAUAUGUUGGUCACCCAGAUCAGGGCUAUCAGUGGACAUGGUAUUUGUGGGGAUACUCCAAGUAUAAAGGGGUGUCCCAGUUAUUGGGGAAAAAUGUGAUUUUUCUGCCUGGAGAUAAUUAAGUUAUUAUUUUAUCAGGCUUAAUUAUCUCCAGAGCUAGGGGAGGGAACUGUGGGUGUGUGUUAUGUUUUACAGUACGUGAUUGGUUAAUCUUUGUCCCUCCCUGAGGGAUGUCCCCUUGCAUGGGGACUUGCAUAAAAGCCUGUGUGCACCCAUUAAAAGUUAGUUCAUUUUGUACCCUUCUUCUUGACUUCGGCUGAUGUUUGGGGAUUCGUGUGUUUCACUAAGGGAAUCAUCUUGUGAAGCUAUUGGGAUUACUAUAUGGUUCGUCUACUUUAUCUACCAAACAGAGGGCUAUAAUCACUAAGGCUCUGGCGGUUCGGGAGGAAACUACCGAAUGAGGGUUAAAAAUACUUGGUUUCCUUACAGAGGGGUAUCCUAUCCAGACAUAUAUCUCCUUCAUGAAGCCACAAUGCUAGCCCACUACAUGUCUUAUUUAAACUCAAAUUCACAACUUACCGAUUGGUAUUUUAUUGAAAAAACAGAGUUGAGAUCAAAUAACACACUUCAUAUAUUUUGGUCGAUCCUUCCUUUGAUUAAACUGAAAAUUUCUCAGAACCCGAUUGUGAAAGAUAUAGCAGUUACAUUGAUAAAGUUAAAGAAAAGAUUUGGUUUAAUUAACAGUAUAUCAUUAGAAACCCCAAUAGAGACGCUUCCCUAUGAUUUAGCUGAUUUAAAUAUUAUACAAUAGAAAUCCAGGGGUAUCCUUAAAAUAUCAGACUUAAUAGAUGACGGGGCUGUAAUUCCCUUUGCCCAAUUACAAGGAAAUUUCGGUCUUCCUAAUAAUGAGGUUUAUUUAAGAAUGAAAAAUUACUUUACGAGUAGGAGUAUUAUUCCAACCCAUUGUCUUGAUGAGCUAUUUAAAAAUUUCAUUGUCAAAAAAAAGAAGUUAAUAUCUAAGAUUUGGAGAUGUUUUCAUUCCUAUUUCUGAAAUACCGGAGUGGGGAACAAUGAGGCAUCCCCCAUAAUAAAACGGGAAUCGAACUUAGUUUCCCACUUUCCCCGGGAAGUAUGGCUGUCUGAGAUUAAAAGCCUUUCUCAAAAUAUUCAUUGUAUCUCUAUUUACAGAUAGUAUUUAGUUCCCACCAGACUCAAAAAAUUUGUAAGCAACUCCUCUGACAUGUGUUGGAGAUGCCAAGCGGAGAAAGGAAAUCUUUUACAUAUAUGGUGGGAAUGUGCUAGCUUAGACUCGCUUAAAUCUCAAAUAUACUCAUGUUUUCUGUAUCUCUUUUCGUAUACAAAACUUACCCCACAUAUGUUUUUAUGGAAUAUUGAUUAUCCAAAUUGUCAAAAAAGCCAUGAUUAGAUAAUAAUGCAAUACUGUUUGCAGCAAAAUUGGUGCUGGCACCCAAUUGGAAAUCACCCUUCUUAAGGUGGUCAAACAUAUGUAAUCAAAUCACAUACCAAUAUAAAAUGGAACUUAGUUUUUAUUUUGAGAGAGGCUCAAUCGAGAAAUUUGAAGAAUGGUGGUAACUAGUGAUGUCCGGAACGGUUCGCCGCAGACAGCGAACAUAAACAUAAACUUUGACCCUGUACCUCACAGUCAGCAGACACAUUCCAGCCAAUCAGCAGCAGACCCUCCCAUCUUCUGGACAGCUCACUAAGAAUGCAGCUUCACAAUGAAUGUAAAAUUGAUGCUGUCAAGGAGGUGGGAGGGUCUGGGAGGGAGGGUCUGCUGCUGAUUGGCUGGAAUGUGUCUGCUGACUGUGAGGUACAGGGUCAAAGUUUAUGUUUAUGUUCGCCGUCCGUGGCGAACCGUUCGGCCAACCGUUCGCGUCAUCACUAGUGGUAACCCUAGAAGAAAUAUUUGGUCCAUCUAAAGCUGGCAACAGACUGAUCACUUUUAGAUGGAUCCACCCAUUCCGCCACCCCAAUGGCUUCAAACUUAUUUAUUUACUUCUUCUUUUCUUUUUUGCACUCUAUUUAUUUUUGUUUCUGUACGACUGGGAUGUAAGAAUUAAUGUUUUUAUACUUCUACACUCACGGUAUAAAUAAUAUAAACAAUUGCGCUUCUGAUAUUGUAUUUUAUACCUUUAAGUUUGUCUAUUUGAAAUUUGUCUAUAGAAGUGUAAUCAUUAAGAAAUUGUAAAUGAUAAAAUUUUCAAUAAAAACGAGAAAAAUCAAAUAAAAAAAUAAGCUAGAGCCUAGUGGCAUCAUGAAAAUUUUAAUGAUUGAAUUGUUUUAAUGAAAAUGUUUAAUUCUCUCCUGAUUUAAAAAAAAUAAUAAAAAUCAAUAUAUAAUUUUUAAUGUUAAUAUCUCUUUAACAUAUCUCUCUAGAGAAUCUAUUUAAUGUCGCUAUUGUACAUUAUUCAAAUACUAACAUUAAACCAUUGUGUAUCAUCACACAGAUUGCUUCUUCCAGCUGGGGGAGUUGUCGUUUGCCUUGGCAGAUUAUGAGGAAGCUUUUGAGUUAGAUGCCACAGACUGGGGUGUGCGGACUCGUGUAGCCAAAGUUCUGGACGAAAUGGGACUGCAGGCUCAGCAGCGGAGGUUGGCAAUGAUACAGGGCAACAUGUACAUAUAAGAAAUAGUUUAUGAAAUGCCAGUACCUAAGCAUUGAAUUCUUACAGGCAGUACGAGAAAGCUGAAAGCCAUUUCUCUGAAGCCAUCAAUAAACAACCCCUACUGCCACAGUUGUAUCUACAUCGGGCUCGUGUCAGACGUUGGCUACAGAACACAGCAGAUGCAGAAGAAGAUGCUGUUAUCUCUGUUGUGUUAAACCCAUACAGUGAUGAGGUACUUCUGUCGUAAUUUACAUACAUUGGGGUUUUCCCCUAACUUGUGGAGCUAAAGAAUCUGUACUUCAGCAUGCGAUGAAGCAACGGACAAAAUGCAUUCAUUUAAUUGUAGCCAUUAGGGCACUAUGCGACUUUUUGUAAGACCCUUUAAGGAGAUGAGUUUUCAGGGAACAUUUGCAGACAGGUAAGAAUGGAGAGAGAUGACUAUGACAUAGCAGUGGGAUCUAGAAGUGUGGGGUAGUUUGGGAAACAUCUUGUUGAGAGAAAUUGAGAAAAAUUGAGAGUUUCAGGCCAUGAGAAGAGCAGGUACAAGGAAAUAAGAGCUUUGAAGGUAUUUUUUAUACUCAAUUAGAUACUGAUGACUUCUCAAAUUAUAGAAGAGUUUAGAGUUCGGAUGUUUUACAAUUCUUUCCUUCUGGAAAUACUGACAAAACCUGGACUGUUGGUGUGCCCGAAAGACUGGAGUGGGAACCCAGGAGAUAGAGAGCCAGGAAAUGAUUAUUCCUCCAUAUUAACUAUUAUCCUUUAUGGAGCAACCAUAUAUAUCCAUGUAACUUCAUGGAAAGGCAUGAAUGGAACAGGACGUGGAACCUAUUAUGAAGAAUGUUCCCCCAAAUUAAAAUGACCUAUUCAAAUAUUCCUUACACUAUUUCCAAUACAAAAACACAAAGUAUAGGCAGUCCAUAGCAGUAGAAGUACUAGGACACAAACUUGCAGAUGAUGGACUCAUUUAACCAGUUUAGUGUCUGAAGAUGUUGAGUGCACUUAUAGUAAAGCUAUUUAAAACAUAAUAAAACAGUUCACAGGGUCUGAUGUUUAAAGGAUCACGAUAGUGUCAGGAAAACAAAGCGGUUUUCUUGACACUAUAGUACCCUGAGGGAUCCCUUCACCCUCAGGGUCCCCCUUCCGUGGUGCUGAAGGGGUUAAAACACCUUCAGUUACUCACCUUUUUCCACCGCCGGGCUCCCUUAACUCUCCUCCCCCGCCGACGUCAGUUCCCCCGUCUGACAUCAGCGGAGCGGAAUGCGCAUGUGCGGCAGUUCCACACGCACAUUCAAAGUGUCCAUAGGAAAGCAUUUUUCAAAGUGUCCGGAAAACAGCCACUAGAGGCUGGCUUAACCCCAAAUGUAAACAUGGCAGUUUCUGUUUACAGCAGGCAGGGUUCUAGAGGGACUUGGCACCCAGACCACUUCAUUGAGCUGAAAUGGUCUGGGUGACUAUAGUGUCCCUUUACUGUGCAGUCUUCAUUUUAUUUAGAUUUCCAUACAAAGAGAGGUUGUCAGUUGGUUAUCAAGAAAGAAUGGUGCUUAGUGGCAAUGAAGGCCUAUAGCAUUAAUAAAUGAAGGAAUAUUUGCAACUAAUGUCAAUCCAUCAUGUCUCUAUCACAUUGAGCAGCUGACUAGCAGAUCGCUGACAUCCAGUUUUGCUCACACAGGCAGCUCCUGCAGUGAUGAAUUUCUUUCCUGGUAAAACCGUGGAGGAGAUUGUGAGCAGUAAACUGGCCCAAGCAGCUCGUAGUGCCGUGGAAAGGAAUCUGAAAGGUCUUCCUAUUACCUGGAAAGACACUGGGUAAGUUACUGUGCUGGGUGGGAGCUCAUCAGGAAUGGAUCAUCUUAGUGAAUAUGAUUGACCCAAGACAAAUCUUACCAGUGCCCAAACAAUAGGGUAUUUUUUAUUUUUAUUUUAAAUCUUUUUUUAUUGAGUUUUUAUAGACAUGGAGACAAAAGAGUUGUAGGCAUGCAGGCCCCACCACACAAAUACAUGCAGAUAUUACACAGAUAUACAGCUUGUGUGGUUCCAUUUGUGUUAUCAGGUGUUGUACAAUUGCGGGUGGUGGAACUCGUGUUUCAUAGUAAAACUAUGGAGCCUUCCCCAAUAAUAGCUUAUGUUUAUAUCUACCUAUGGUUCCAUAAGGCUUCCUGUGUCUGUUGUGUAAGUCAGUCCCUCCCAACUCCAUGUCAAUGUAGUUAGGUCUGCGAGAGAGGACAGCCAAGAAAGAUGCAGGAGGUAAGUAACUAAAGAGAAAAGGAGCAGACAAAGUCCCCUACUGGCACCCAUGUCUCCCAUGUGUGUACCCAUUCAAAAUCUGAGAUAUGUACUAACAUAUGAAACAGUGCAUGCAUCGCAACAAAGUGUUGUUAUGAAACUUAUGAAACAGUUAUCACAUGUUACACAUGUGGCCUCCUGGACAGUCUAUUAUCGUUUCCCUACCACAACUUUAUGAUUAAGUAAACCGCAGUGGCUAACAAGUUAUUCCCGGUUCACAAACAUUAUACUUGUUUUGUAUGGAACUCUGCGUUGUAUAGCGUAUAUUAUUGAGCAUGUUGCACCAAGCGCACCCCAGCAGUAGCACAUGCCAGAUUUUUCCCUUUGCCGAUUAGGCUGAUAUAAGUAUUAGGAAGGAGUGUCAAUCUUUUCCUGCUCUGGUCAUGAGAAUAAAAUCAGAGAAAGAGAACAACGUGAAUAUAGAAAGUGGAAGAAGAAAUUAAGCCAGAGAGGUUCCUGCAUGCAGGCGGGCGAGCGACCACAGGCACCCCACACAUAAUCCGCUUGUGCAAGCAUUAUAAGUCACGCGCCAUAUAUACAAACCAUGGUUGCCAAGCGUCGGCGUGUCUGUGACCCGUCCCGAGCAGGGAGGCAUGCAUAACAAUAGGGUAUUUAAGGUGUUUUAAAACUCCAGUCAGUACACAAAUGCUCCUAUACCCCUUGUGACUCCAUCUAUACCUGGUGGUUUAGUAGGAGAGCAGGAGAUGAGUUCCAUGAACUUUCUCUUAGACAGACACUCUUUGUAGUUUUCCACUAAUACAAUAAAUACUGUAUUGCCAGAACGUGCAGGAAUGAGAAACCCUAGUUGCCCUGGCUACAGAUCCCAGCUCCACGACUAGUCACCAGGGUUUAGAAAGAUGGACCUUAAGGUAAGCACUGCACACUUGCUGCAGGAAAGUAGGAAGAAGAGAUUAAGGAUCAGGGUGAUGGACACUGCAUGCCUGUGGUUCAAUGCCCACUAGCACUGGUCUGCCUUGUGACAUUAUCAGUUAUAAUGGAGAUUUCACGUGUUGAUGGUGAACAGAGAAGCUGGACUGAAUAGGAUUGACCGGUUUCAUUUUAAUUAAGACCCAAAAACAGUCUCUAUAAGGACGAUGGACUGUCUGAUUUAUUGGUUCUCUCUUGCAGCCUCCACUUGCAUAAAAAAGCAGAAUCAUCCGCUGCUCAAAAAGCAGAGGGCCUGGCUGUAUGUAUGAAGGAGGACCAGCUGAUGGAGCAAGUGGUUCUGAGACACAGGAAGGUAAGUUGAGAAGAAGCAGUCUUUAUAAUGCGUGGCAUCCUACACACUGCAAUAAAAUUAACGUAUCAUUUAUAGCCACCCUGCUGAAUGGAUUCUCCAAUUAAAAUGGAAAUCUGAGGUCAAUGGAUAAUUUAUUCUUAAAGGGACAGCCCAGCAUUAUAAAUCAAAAUUGAAUUAUAACUUAUAUUUGGUCAGUGAAGUGUCCCUUUACGUGCAGAGCAGGCACUACCUAAGUUCUUUUUUUUUUUUUUUAUUCUUUAUUUAACUGUUAGCAUUGACAUAACAUGCUGACUUUCAGAGGUAACAAUCAUAUCUGUUACAGACAUAACAUUUACAUCCCAUGCCAAACCCACUAUCCACACUAGGGCAGAUCGCCUCUCAUCUCCUAUAUCCCACUGUGCAUAGCUCCGAGUCCGUGAAUUGCUCAUGUGUCCCCCCUGUUCUCCCUCUCUCGCUUUCCUUGCCAAUGCCAGGUUUCUUAUUUUAACCAAACACGAGAUAAACAGACAGAAACCAAAAAAAAAUAAGUUUGUCUCCAACUCCCGAAACGUAAGCCAUUCUGCUCCGCCUGGGCCAUGGUCCCUCAAUCGGUAUCUCUCCCCCCCGCCAACUCCCUCCAGCAGGACAGCUCAAUAGUUGGCUAUACCCCAUUAGUGGUCCUUCAUACAUGACCGUGGCCACCCCUUUGUCUAUGUUAUGGUAUUCUCUUCUGCUAACAGGCUAUCCCUAUCACUUUCUAGAGAAGACUUACUAGUGUCCCUGCGGUAGAGUCAGCGGGAGACAUCAAUUCCCCAUUUCUGCCCAGUGCGCCCCACGGAGACAAGGUAACGAAGCGAUUGGUGCGCAGGAGACAGAAAGAUAGAAAAGUAGUGUGACAGGUUGGUAGGGAAAAGAAGAAGACGGGGGGGAAGGGGGUGGCAGGGGGUGAGGGGCCACUGUCCUCUCCUCACGCUACAUUCCUAGUGGGGAACUCUCCCACGGCUCCCAGAUCCUCUGACUACCUAAGUUCUUAAAAAGGUUUGUGGAGGCUCACACUGUGUGUUGCAUUGUCGUAUUUAUAAGUAGCCCAAGCAGAGCCACCCAUACCUUUGCCCUCCCCAGCCCACAUAUCAAUUUCAAUAGCACAAUGUAAAAAUAGAAAAUAGAAAUGUAUACAGAAUGUCAGGUGCACUUAAAAUAUAAAUAACAAUCAAUUAAUGGUGGGGUUAAUCAUAUAAUUAGGAAGGGGUUUAAACCUCCAUCCUUAUGCUACAAUGCCCUUCUCCAGGGAUCGGCCCAAGAAAAGAUGUCCUACAUGACCCAGUGGGAGAGGGAGCUAAGGUGCACAAUCUCACUGUCACAAUGGCACAAAGCCAUGGCGAACACUAAAUGAGCCUCGAGGAGCUUAUCACUCUGGGAGGCCUUCUGUAAAAUCACGAGGUGGUAUCUGGUGCCCUAUAGGUUGUCGCACAUCUACAGUGGAGCGUUAGAGCUUUGCUGGAGGUGUGAAGAUAGGAUAGGCACUAUGCUGAAUAUAUUUUGGGAUUGCCCAUCCUUAGGCAAUUAAUGGGAGUGGGUAGGAUUACUUGUCUCCAAAACUAUACACUGCAGCCUCCCUACAAACCAAAAAGGCUACCUCCUACAUGUAAUCUCCGAGUUAGUGAACCACCCCAACCGCAAGGUGAUACUCAACAUUCUCAUGGUAGAAAAAAUUAGUUUAGCGUUCUACUGGAAGAGCAAAACGGUCCCCUCAAUGGAGAGUAUCAGCCAUAGGCUAGACAUCAUUAGCUCCUAUGAAAAGAUGGCAUGUAGAGAAUAAAUACGCUCGAGACUGGGAAAGCUGAUCCGCAAAGACAGAGGCAGAGGUCAUCCACAAAAGCUAGAAAAUAAAUCCUGGAGCAGAUAGGCUAGCGGGGCACACCAAGGCUCCAGCAAAGGGAAAGGCAGAGCAAAAGAGAAACAACUGACUGACAAAACGGUCAAUGAGAACACAAAGUACUGCGGGACUACAGAGUAGACAACUAAAGGUAUAGGAACAUAGACAACAGGACAUGGUAAUGGAUCAGUAACAAUGUGAUCCCACUAUCCCUGUUUCCUUUCUGUAUCCCUUCCCCCCCUGUUGAUACUAUGUUAAUACAAUGUUAGAAUCUAUAAUAUGGUUAAAUAAAACACGCAAGCGACUAACUGACAAUCAAUGUGCAUAGCUUAGGGACUUGUGCACUGAAUAUGCGACUCAGUCCUACAAGAUAAGAUUCUCAGCUCAACAACACAGAGUGACUACAAAACUGCAUGUGGGCACACGAAUUAGCUUGAAUCAGUUGUUAAUGAAGACAAUGUAUUAGAGCCAUUUACAAGUGGAAUGUGAGAUAUUGUUGUAAUAAUGCACAAAUGAACAUAUUUCAAUAAAAACGAUACGUGGAAAAAAAAAAAUUAGGAAGGGUUUUCUGGCACCAAUGUUAUUUGCUGGUUUAUAGUCAUGCUGGAAAAAUAUUCAGUGCAAAUGAGUAACAGCAUAUUUUAUGCACUUUUUAGUUAACAUAUAUAUAUAAUAUUAAACAAAAAUCUGCACACCAGUCAAGCCAGAAGACUUGCUUUUCCCACAGAAAUCCCAUAACUGCAGCUAUGUUACAACCGCAAAGGAUUCUUGGUGGGCAUAUGCAAAUUAGUUUAACAAAGAAUCAAAUUUUUGCCUCAUUCCAUUUUAAACAUAGAUUCCUUUUAAUCUGUGUUUGCUGUAUACAACAGCUUGAAACACAAUAUAGGAAAACAUGCAACACCAGUUAACCACUCAUGGACAGCUGUUUCAUUGUUAAUGCAACUCGUCAGCAUGAGGAUGGUUACUGGUUUGCUUAUUGAGGCUUGGUAGUGCUUGGGAAGCAAAAUCCAAAUAGGUUAUGGUGGGGAAAAAUUGUGAUUGAAAACCCCUUCCACCUGAAGUCUGUGGAUAAUGUUAAACAAAAAUUUGCACGCCACUCAAGCCAUAACACUUGCUUUUCCCACAGAAAUCCCAUAACUGCAGCGAUGUUACAACUGCAAAGGAUUCUGGGUGGGCAUAUGCAAAUUAGUUUAACAAAGAAUCACAUUUUUGCCUCAUUCUAUUUUAACCAUGGAUUCCUUUUAAUCUGUGUUUGCUGUAUACAACCGCUUGAAACACAAUACUGUAUAGGAAAAGAUGCAAAACCAGUGAGCUACUCAUGGACAGCUGUCAAACUGUUUGACAGCUGUCCAUGAGUGGUUCACUGGUUUUGCAUCUUUUCCUAUAUUGUGUUUCAAGCUGUUGUAUACAGCAAACACAGAUUAAACGUUUUUGCUGUAUACAACAGCUUGACCUACAGCUAAUUUUAUACUAUUUUCAUUUAUUUUACAUUUGGUCUGGUUUGUACCAAUAAAGUUGCUAAAAACAACGCCUAUCAUCCAGAGUCCUGAUUUGCCUGAGAGUAAACAGAUCCUGGAGGGUUUUAGAGCCCCCCAUUUUUAUCGGGGGAGGCACCUUUGGAGCGCAUACGUACUACUUUUGUGAGUGUAUUACAUCAUGGCGCAAAUAGUUUUCAUAUACCGUAUUACACUAUAUUUCUUAAUUUUCGUAUUUCUAAAUGUUUACAGCUGUAUCCCAUUCACUAUAUAUACAUAUGUUGUCAAGGGAUUAAUACCUGGGAAGUAAUCUAAGAGAAGCUGUUCUUUAGAUAAGUAUUACGUUCUUACUUAUUGUAAUCACCCAUACGAUAUAGUUUUGUGAUGAAGGUUGUUUAUGUUUUAACACCUGACAUGGAGAUAUCACUAUAUUGGGAAUUGUGGGGCACUGACCAUGGAUUUUUAUAUUAAUAGACCAAAAUGGGUGAGCUGGAUAAAUAUCGCAAUUUGACUGUUUAAAUCUACAUUUUGCAAUUCUCUUCCAAAUUCAACACAAUUACCAGUUUAGAGAAUAAUCGCCAUAUGCUAAUUUGCUUCGGAGAAAUCACAUGUUUCUUGCCGUUUUCCCCCAGAUUAACACAGAGAUCCAGACAGCUUUGAAUAGAAGAGGUCGAUUGCAGUCUAAACCUUCUCAUGAACCUCAGUUGCCACCAGCUAAAGAGGAACCAUGUAAUGCCAGUGCACCCUAUCACUGGAAGAACUUCAGUUCAGGCUUGGAACCUCCUGAAUAAUGACCUUGAGGUUAUUCACCAAACUUGUUUGCAGAAUUGAGACCAAAAUGGCAAAGGUGGGGGAAAGAAACUCCCAUUAUUAAGAUUUAAUCCUGCAUUAACAUCCUGCACUCACAAAGAAAUCCACCACUUAUUAAAUCAGCAUUUUAUUACUUGAAAUGAGAUACAAAGUGGAUCAUUAUUCAUUUGUAAUAUCUGUAGUAGAUAAAUGGAGUUGAAGAUGAAGACCCUUUUAAUUUUAUACUGUAAAGCAGAAUGCUCAUUUGAGAAAAUAAAUUUUCACCUAUAUUAUAAAAACAAUGAUUUAACAAUUAAAAACAUAUGUUUAAAACCCAAUCUGAUUCUUCUCCAGUCUCUCCUAACCUCUAGUUUGGCCAACCUGACCGUAUUCAUUGUUGUAUAAUUUUGACUAAAUAAAUCACACAACUUUUACCGUAUUAUCAGUUAAUUCUGGACUUUGACAACAUUCCAUCUUUUCUCAUGAUUACUUGGCCAAGCAGUAGUUAACAGAAGUGGUUGUAGUGCCUGGAGUACACUGGUGUCAUACCUUCAUUCAGUGUGAAUUUCUGCUUUAGCCAUAACUCUGGCAGAGUGUAAUUUAGUGUUAAAUUACUUAAUACUAAAUGGAGGGUAGGUCUCCAGGCACUUUACAACAACUCCAAUGAUAUGAAGUGGUUAUAGUACCUUGCAUGUCCUUGUAAAACCCAUCUAGCAGUGUGGAGAGCAUCUUUAACUAGUUCAUAUGCACUUUCGAUCUCUUGUGUUUAAAACAUUACCCAUUAUGCACCUGUCCUCAUUGACAGCUCAUUAUUUCUCUUCUAAAUUAAGUUAUAAUAAUUUAUAUUAGAUCGUUUCAAGCAUACCCCAAAUUUUAACAGCACUAAAUUGUUGUUGUUGUAGCAGUUAACCUAGAAAUCAUUAAACAAAUCUAAGAACCAUUGAACAAGUAAAAACAAACAAAAAAUGUUUUAUUAGUAAUAAUGUAGAUUUCAAUUCUUUGAUUACACAGCCAGCCCAGGAAUAGACAUAAAGGGUCACUCCAGACCCCUAAGCACCUUGGGUUGCUGAAAGGUUUUAUGUGUGAAGAGUGUCUUCCCCUCACUCCCUUAUUUUGCAAAAAGGGCAGAUUUCAAUAGAAAUUGACACUUUUCUAAAAUUACAUUGGUUACACAGUGUGCAGCACUGUCCCAGGAAGCACCUCUAGUAGCCAUCUUCUCACUAGACUGUAAUGUAAACACUGCAUUUUCUCUGAAAAGACAGUGUUUAGUGGAAAAAGCCUGAAGGGAAUGAUUAUAGUCACCAAAACAAUAAGCUGUAGUUGUUCUAGUGACUAUAUAAUUUGGGUUAUAUCUAGAACAGUUAGGUUUUAUUUAUUUUGUAUUUGGGCACUGGAGUGUCCCUUUAAAAUAUAGAUGAAGUCGAUAUAGUAAAUGGGAAAAUUCCAGCGAGUAGGGCCAGGCUAAAAGGUGACUUUGGGUGAAAAUGUUCAAAAAAUUUUACAUUAAGCACAGAGGGACAGCGCCAUAACCACUACAUUGGCAUGUCGUGGUUAUGGUGCACAAAUCAACCCUUACAUUAUUAGUAAUAGAGAAAAAAAAAAUCUGUACAUUGACUAAAUUGUUUGAAUAGAAUUAAAAGUGGACCAAUCAUUUUGUUAGUAUUACAAAAUAUUUGAUUACAGUCCAUCGGUUUUGAAGUGACUGAGUGUAAUAGUAUGGCCCGUAUAAAACCACAUGCUGUACUUCAUGAGGUGACAUUCCCGCUGAGUGCACGGCCGGUGGGGGCUGAACCUAAAAACAGUUAUACUUAUUCAAGGCCCUUCCUUGCCAGUACCACAAUCUUCUUUCAUUUUAUUUCCUGAUUUUUCUGCUAGAAACCCAUUUCACUGCUGUACUCUGUGUUUCAAUGAAAUUCCAAUGCAGUCAACAGAAUAUCUUAAUUAAAUAAUAAUAAAAAAAAAAUGUGUGUGACGACAGAGCCACUUUAAUUGGGUCCCAGUGUAGUGCAAAAUUGAUUGAUUGAUGGCUGAGGUUAACCAACAGUCAAGUUAAACAUUGUGCAGAGACAAAAAAAAAAAGUUAGAAAAAUAAAAUUGCUUUAAGGGAAAUGCCACUUUUAGAUUACUAUUGAGUCAUUUCUCUAAGCAGUGUUUUAUGGGUAUGGCUAGGGUUCUAGAAUGGGUUUCUAGCAAAAAAAAAAAAAUAAUAAUAUAAAAAAUUAUUUUAAAAAUCAUGAGUUUUAGUUCAAAUGGCAAAAAGAAAGAAGAAAAAGAAACAAAUUAAAAAAAUAAAAGACCCAACACAUAUAGGGUCCUGAGGCAUGUCAUUUUAAGUUCUGGGAUCCAAAAUACUUACCUCUCCAGACAGAAACAUUAG